AUGAAAUCCGCAGCUAUCCUCUGCGCCGCUUUGGCAGCCGCUGCAUCAGUCGAGGCUGGUGUCCAUCGAAUGAAGCUUGAGAAGAUCCCUCUUACUCCAACUUCCUUACUACCUGAUGCAUCCCACGUCAGACCAUCACCAGAACAAGAGGCUGAGUGGCUCAAGCACAAGCACCUUGGUCUAUCGCACGAGGAAUUCUUCAAUGGCCAAAAGCCUUUGAUGGGCUUGGGUGGUUCGGGAAGAAAGGUCAAGGGCGAACACCACCACCAUCACAACCACCAUGAGAUGAGCGAUGAGGACAGAGAGAGGUUCUGGGCUCAGAUGAUCCACCAUGAAGGUAACGAGAAGAGAACUUUGAAGGGCGGUCAUGGAGUUCCUUUGUCCGAUUACAUGAACGCUCAAUACUUCGCUCCCAUUACUAUUGGUACUCCACCUCAAAGCUUCAAAGUAGUCCUUGAUACCGGAUCUUCUAACCUUUGGGUUCCCGGAGUCAGCUGUUCAUCUAUCGCAUGUUUCCUUCACUCGAAAUAUGACAGUUCCGCUUCAUCCACCUAUAAGAAGAACGGUACCGACUUCGCUAUCCGAUACGGAUCGGGUUCUUUGGAAGGUUUCGUUUCUCAAGAUACAGUCGCGAUUGGUGAUUUGGUCAUCAAACAUCAAGACUUCGCUGAAGCCACCAAAGAGCCUGGACUCGCCUUUGCUUUUGGUAAAUUCGAUGGUAUCUUAGGUUUAGGAUACGACACCAUCUCUGUCAACCAUAUCGUUCCUCCAUUCUACAACAUGCUUAACCAAGGUUUACUCGACGAGCCUAUCUUCUCAUUCAGAUUGGGUUCCUCGGAUGAAGAUGGAGGUGAAGCCAUCUUCGGUGGUAUUGACGAUUCUGCUUUCACCGGUAAACUCCAGUAUGUUCCCGUCAGAAGAAAGGGUUACUGGGAGACUGAAUUGGAAGCUAUAAAAUUCGGUAAAGAACAUCUUGACCUUGAGAACACCGGGGCCGCUAUCGAUACUGGUACUUCUUUGAUUGUCAUGCCAUCUGACGUUGCUGAGUUGCUAAACAAAGAAAUUGGUGCUCAAAAAUCAUGGAACGGCCAAUAUACUGUUGACUGUAACACUGUUGACAGCCUUCCUCAACUCUCUUUCGUCUUUGCCGGUAAAUCAUACACUCUCGAUGGUAAAGAUUACGUUCUCAAUGCAGGUGGUACUUGUAUCUCAUCCUUCACCGGUAUGGAUAUUCCUGCUCCCAUGGGUCCUCUCUGGAUCGUUGGUGAUGUCUUCCUCCGAAAAUACUACACUGUCUACGACCUCGGUCGAAAUGCUGUCGGUUUCGCUUCUGCCAAAUAA
Kwoniella botswanensis is the source of this 1341-nucleotide messenger RNA. RefSeq lists its product as uncharacterized. Gene Ontology annotation, molecular function: aspartic-type endopeptidase activity. Gene Ontology annotation, biological process: proteolysis. The record is from RefSeq and is a predicted model, not a curated record. Bases 1 to 1341 code for a protein of 446 amino acids. The transcript has 6 exons. NCBI's taxonomy places the organism in Eukaryota, Fungi, Basidiomycota, Tremellomycetes, Tremellales, Cryptococcaceae. Gene Ontology annotation, cellular component: fungal-type vacuole.